AUGAUGCAGUUGGACGCGUUGCGCUCGAAACAUAUGAGACUUAUGCAGGUAAAGUCAUUUGGGAUGAAAUGCGCGGACGACUACCAGUCAUACCCGGAUGUGCUGAUGUACAGGCUAGAAUCAAAAAAACUGCAGCUUCAGAUCGGUCUUCAUUGCAGAGUGUUGAUAGUGGAGUUAGCUCGAUUCAGACAAUCCCAUCAACUCGAUGCUCUUCACCCUCAAUCAGCCAUCGAUCGUCAGUCAGCUGCGAUUCUGGCUGUAGUAGUGUCUACAGUAAUGAAGCAAGGUAACUCUUAGUU
Cylicostephanus goldi is the source of this 299-nucleotide messenger RNA. The record is from the annotation of a GenBank genome assembly. Lineage: Eukaryota; Metazoa; Nematoda; Chromadorea; Rhabditida; Strongylidae.